Molecule: messenger RNA, 532 nt
Organism: Xenia sp. Carnegie-2017
Lineage: Eukaryota; Metazoa; Cnidaria; Anthozoa; Malacalcyonacea; Xeniidae
Exons: 3
Coding region: 1-528 (175 amino acids)
Source: RefSeq, a predicted model, not a curated record
AUGGCGAGUUCUGAUCAACAGCAAGCAUCAUGUGAGAAUGGUGUUCAUGGUUUGGAUGUUUUAGACACAACAAUUGUAACAAAUGAACCUGUUACGACAGAUUUAAACAAAGUGCAAUUGGAAAAUACAUCAGAUGAUAGUAUAUCACUCCAGACAUCACAAUGUAAAGAUCAGAGCAUGAUGUCAUCUUAUGAUAAUGAAGAACUUCAACAGACAGCACCCGAAUUGAAUAAUGAUAGUAUAUCACUCCAGACAUCACAACGUAAAGAUCAGAGUAUGAUGUCAUCUUAUGAUAAUGAAGAACUUCAACAGGCAGCACCCGAAUUGAAUAAUGAUAGUAUAUCACUCCAGACAUCACAACGUAAAGAUCAGAGUAUGAUGUCAUCUUAUGAUAAUGAAGAACUUCAACAGACAGCACCCGAAUUGAAUAAUGAUAGUAUAUCACUCCAGACAUCACAACGUAAAGAUCAGAGUAUGAUGUCAUCUUAUGAUAAUGAAGAACUUCAACAGACAGCACGAAUUGAAUAAUGAU